Molecule: messenger RNA, 966 nt
Organism: Klebsormidium nitens
Lineage: Eukaryota; Viridiplantae; Streptophyta; Klebsormidiophyceae; Klebsormidiales; Klebsormidiaceae
Source: the annotation of a GenBank genome assembly
AUGGCCGCCUCUCUGGCUCUGCGACCUAGCUGCGCCCUCGCACCUCCCUCCUCCCUAGCCUCCACCCCCCUGGCUGGCGCACAAUCUGCAGCCCCCUCUCUCCUUUCCAAGCACGCCCGGUGGACGUUCCCCAGUCUCUCCCGCUGUUCACCCCCCUCCUCCAAGCCUCGAUUUACCCCCCCCCAGUGCACAGCAACCGCGCCAGUCUCCGCUGACCGGCUGUCGAGAGUCGACGUCCUCUCGGAGGCGCUCCCGUUCAUCCAGCGGUUCCAGAACAAGACGGUGGUGAUCAAGUAUGGGGGGGCGGCGAUGAAGGACGAGAGCCUGAAGGAGGGCGUGAUUAAGGACGUCGUUCUGCUCGCCUGCGUGGGGCUGCGGCCGGUGCUUGUGCAUGGGGGGGGUCCCGAGAUCAACGGGUGGCUGCAGAAGCUGGGGAUCGAGCCCGUCUUCAAGCAGGGGCUGAGGGUCACCGACGGUCCGACGAUGGAAGUGGUGGAGAUGGUACUGACGGGCAAGGUGAACAAGUCGCUCGUGUCGUUAAUGAACCAGGCGGGGGGGAGUGCCGUGGGCUUGUGUGGAAAGGACGCAAAGUUGAUCACGGCGCGGCCGGAGGGGGGCGGCGAGUGGGGCUUCGUAGGGGAGGUGAAACGGGUGGACGUGAGUAUCUUAAACACUCUGGUUAGGGACGGGCACAUCCCAGUGAUUGCGUCCGUUGCUGCGGACGAGACCGGACAGUCGUACAACAUCAAUGCGGACACGGCGGCGGGCGAGAUUGCAGCAAGCCUGGGGGCGGAGAAGCUCAUUCUGAUGACGGAUGUCCCUGGGUUGAUGAUGGAUUUCAAGGACCCGAGCACGAUCGUUCACCAAGGGGUCAAGGCGACACAUAUCAUCGACGGGAGGCUGCCGCACUCUUUGUUGCUUGAAGUCUUGACGGACGAGGGGCGAGGUACGAUGAUCACUGGAUAG